Meyerozyma guilliermondii ATCC 6260 is the source of this 477-nucleotide messenger RNA. It is a transcript of the gene PHHB, whose product is annotated as 4a-hydroxytetrahydrobiopterin dehydratase. Gene Ontology annotation, molecular function: 4-alpha-hydroxytetrahydrobiopterin dehydratase activity. Bases 1 to 477 code for a protein of 158 amino acids. Lineage: Eukaryota; Fungi; Ascomycota; Pichiomycetes; Serinales; Debaryomycetaceae. Gene Ontology annotation, biological process: tetrahydrobiopterin biosynthetic process. The record is from RefSeq and is a predicted model, not a curated record. The transcript has a single exon.
AUGUUAAGACGCUUUCAGAGGUGCUUGAGCACAGUUUCCGAUAUACAGAAGGAAGUACAAGCACUUAAUAUUGGCUUGGACAAAUAUAGAUGGUCAGUUUCUGACUCGGAAACCGAUAAAGAUGCUCUAGUAUUUGACUGCAAGUUCAAGAACUUUUCCAAAACUUGGAAAUUUCUAAACGAAGUUGCCAUUCUCGCUCACACAAUGAAACAUCACCCUACUAUUACUACUACCUAUAACAAGGUUCAUCUAUCGCUUGUGACUCAUGACGCAGGGAACAAAAUCACAUACAAAGAUGUAAAGUUGGCCCUGGCGAUUACCGAGAAAUAUAUGGAAGAAGUAAGGGAAGUUCAAGAGUCAACAACGAAACAAGUAGAAGACUUACUAAAGACGUCCAGAAAACAAUUUUCGUUCACCAAUGCUGAUAAAAUGAUCGAUGAGCUCCUUUCUUUGAAAAAUGGAAAGGCCAAGAACUGA